Gadus morhua (Atlantic cod) is the source of this 1713-nucleotide messenger RNA. RefSeq names its product chromosome 25 C12orf75 homolog (gene c25h12orf75). Bases 507 to 692 code for a protein of 61 amino acids. The transcript has 6 exons. The record is from RefSeq and is a predicted model, not a curated record. NCBI's taxonomy places the organism in Eukaryota, Metazoa, Chordata, Actinopteri, Gadiformes, Gadidae.
CUCUCUCUCUCUCUCUCAUUCACUCUCUCACAAACACAACAGUGUGUUUAUCCCCGUCUCUCGCCACGCUUUCUCUCCUCUCUCGGUACACUCUCCAUUGCAGCGGUGUUAGUGGUGGUGGUGGUGGGGACAGACAAACAAACAAACAUACACACACACACUCACGCACACACACAAGAACACACAUACACACAUCAUUUAUUGAAAUAGGAGGGAAAGAGAGAGGGAAAGAGAGAGAGAGAGCGAGAGAGUGCGAGAGAGAGAGAGCGAGAGAGAACCAAGCACAUGACAACCAAACGACAAAGAGACGAGAGAGAGAGAGAGAGAGUCAGCUCUGUGGGGAGACAGAGACAUUCCACUGACCUUAGCUACCUGCCUUCAUUGAUCUCUCCGUCUGUCUGAUACAAGCCCCUGUGAGUGAGCUGCCCCCCUUGGCAACACCACCCCUCCAGACGCCUCGUCUGCACAUCGCCAUCGGACCGGGACAGUGGCCACAUCGAUGCAACAUGGGUUGUGGCAAUUCUUCAGCCGCCAGCACUGGAGGGGGACCAGCCGAUUCCUCCAAAGAUGUGACAGAAGAGCCCACAGCCGAUGAUGAAAAAAGAAGGAACUACGGUGGGGUAUACGUCGGCCUGCCAACAGAUCUGACAACAGUGGCUUCCAGUCAGUCCAAGCCAACGCGUAAAGAGUAGCUUCAGGCCGCCACACACAGCAGAUCCUCCAGCCUCGUAGCAAGCACAGAGAAGCACAUCCUGAGCCUCGUAGCAAGCACAGAGAGGACUUGGAGGAGGAAGUGCUUGAGCUGAGCACCACCUCCCACCCCUUCCACCACUGGGAACACCACCACCUCCACCACCACCAGUAGCUAUCCAGCAGUACAAGUCUCGUGCUUUCAAACUGUACAGCAGAGAUGGAAACUGCUGCCAGGACUCUGUCUCAGGGUGGCAGCACGGGUGGCGCUUUGACGCAUGGGUGCCCUUGUACACGACACCCACGUCCUCCCUCACCCUUCUUCACCGCCCAAGGAGAUGGGGGGGGGGGGGCGCUAAGGCAGACCGACGUGCACAGCCCACCGCGACGGCCAUCUUGGCGUUUCUAGGGCGACGGCUCCCACGCGCCUCUGUUCUAUUUUCUUUCUGGAGGACGCGAGAGGUCGCGGCCGGUGUGACAGCUACCGGGAUGCCGGACCUCUUUCGCAGACCCCCCCCCCCCCCCCGCGCUAAGAACACACCGCUGAGGGAGUGUCCUCGGAGACGGGGCAGAGACAUUAAGGAUUCAGAGAGGACGUUGUUAGGGGCGACGGUGGGGAAGAAGGAGGGGUAAGAGACGGAUGGAAAGGAAGACAGAGGGAGAGAGAAUGAGAGAGGGAGAGCUCAGGCCCUCACGCGGAAGGCGUUCGGAUUGGUAAAGGAAGCAUAUAGCCAAUUUUGUUAAUGGUUCUUCAGUAUUGGCUUUUUGUUUUGAACAGAUUUUUUAUUUUUUUCUAUAAAUCUGGUGCUAUAGAUUGGGAUUAGUCAUUUGAAUGUGUGAAAGGAACGUGAUCACCACCGCCACCCCGCCACCAGCCACCUCUUAGUCUGAUGGAUCGAGACGACACCUAACUGUCCCAGACUGAUUAUAUAACUAUGGCAUAUGACUCAUGAUGCUCUGCAGAUCUCUCCCUCUCUCUCUCUCUCUCUCUCUCUCUCUCUCUCUCUCUCUCUCUCUGUCUCU